AAGCGUACCGUCCAUGUCGAUGCAUUACUUUUAGUGUUUAAUAUAAUUCGAAACACGUUGAGCACCUAAAUGGUGAAAUUGAGAUGAGAUCGUUUUUUGUUUUAGUGUUCGCGUGCCAGCAAAUCGCUUCUGUCUACACAGAACAUGCCAAUCCAUUGGAGAAUCCUUUUAUAUGUGGAGUUCCAGCCUGUCUAUCGGGUGACAGCAAAUUUAAAUACGGCCCAGGAAAGUACCAGACUUACAAGUAUUCGAUAGAAUCGAGAAGCGUGUUUAACGGGACGAGCAAGAAUGAGUCGACUUUAUAUAUUGAGGCUGAGGCGAGCCUUAAUUUCCUCACACCUUGCGACGGUGUCCUGACCCUAUCCGAGGUUAAAUUAAGCGAAAACAUCCCGAGAGACAAGAAUGAAAUUCCGGAACACUCUAACAGUCGAUUGUUUGCUGACAUGAUAAGUGAACAAUCAUUGAGGUUCGCAUUUAAAGAUGGGAUUAUCACGGAAUUAUGCCCGGAAAAGGACGAAAAAAGCUGGCCUUUAAACUUUAAAAGGGGAAUCUUAUCUAUGUUGCAUAAUAGCAUGAAAAGGUUCGAUCUUGAUCACACCACGAACGAAGAGGAUGUAAGAGGAAUAUGUCCGACCACUUACACAGUAAUUGGACCUAAGGAGACGAGUCUGCUGAUAGAGAAAACAAAGGACUUGAGUUCGUGCAUCGACAGGGCGAAAUUCAAUUCUAUAGUUCAGUUUUCUGCGAUUCCUAAUUUUCAGUCUCGGACGAAAAGUCAAGACCUCUUGAAGUCGAAGAGCAAAUGUACCUUAUCGAUCGAUCACCACAUUUACAACGAGAUCAUCUGCGAAGAAACUCACGUCUUGGAACCGUUUUCCAACCAAGCGGCCGGUGCGAGCACCGUCAUCAUCCAGCGUUUAUCUCUCGUAGAAGAAGGCGAUAAUAAACGUUCUGACGAGCAAAGCGAAAUUAUGAGAAGAACAUCUCUGAAAUUCGACCACGCAAUACCGAAGCAGCCGACUAGCGGUAACAUAAAAGGAACGAGAGAUUUAAUGAAAAAAUUAUGCAAGGAGAGUCACAACGAAUUGCACAUUGAGUUUUCCGAAUUGUUCGGGCGAUUCGUUUACGAACUACGUUCGCUUAGCUAUCCGGCUUUUUCCACUUUGUAUUCCCAUUCGAGGCAAACCUGCUCAACCGCCACCAAACAUUUAUUAGACGCUCUACCGUACAUUAACACGGGUGCCUCUGUCGCUCUCAUGAAAGAUAUUAUCCUAAAGGGUGGCGUAUCCGAAAACACAAUGAAAGAGUGGAUGUUGUCAAUAGCUUUCAUUCCGAGGCCGGAUGAAGAAAUGAUGGAUUCGGCAUUAAUGCUCGUGAAAGAAAAAACCUUCUCCGCGAACACAGUUUUAAGCGUUGCUUCUCUCGUUCAUACGUUUUGUAGUCAGAAUUCCAAUUGUCGAAAUAUCGAAGCCGUAGCAUCCGUAGUCGAACAUUUCGAAGAUUAUUUGCUGAGCUGGAUCCGUGCGAACGAGACGAAUAGAGACGCAGAACACCGUAUCAUAGUGACACUUAAAGCAUUGUCUAGCAUUGGUCUGAUAUCUGAGGAUUUCGAGAGCGAACUUUUUGAGCUCGUUGAAGAUCGAGAUCUAGAUAUAGCUGUACGGUUGGCUGCAGUGGAAACUUUUCGGCGCUCGCCUUGCGAAAGGACCAGAAGUUACUUCGAUCGCAUAUAUCGAGAUCAGCAGGAAAAUAGCGAAAUUCGGAUAGCGGCCUACUUGCAGAUGAUGAGAUGUCCAAAUUAUCUACUCGUUAGGACUAUCGCUCGUAAUUUGAGGCACGAGGAAGUGAAUCAAGUUGGUUCUUUCGUAUGGUCCCAUUUACAAAACAUCGUAAAAACUGCGAAUCCGGUCAAGGUUGAAAUUCAAAGUUUGCUGUCUGAGGAGGAUUUGGUCCACAAGUUCAGUUCGGAUAUAAGAAAAUUUUCCCACAACAGAGAAGGAUCGAUGUAUUUUGAAGAAUACAAUUUCGGUGGCAACUACGAAAAUAAUGUUAUAUUUUCGCCCUCUUCCUACAUACCGAGGUCUGCCAUGUUAAACCUAACAGUUGAUUUAUUCGGGGAAUCUGUCAACCUACUGGAGGUUUACGGAAGGGUGGAGGGAUUCGAACGUUAUUUGGAAUCGCUGUUUGGGCCGAACGGGAGAUCCAGCGUUAUUAAGGAAAAAAUGGAGAAUCUCAAAAUGAGAUGGACGAGAGGCGCUAAAGAGAAUGAACUAAUUGAGAGUAAAGUACACGCCCUUCCCGAUGUUACCGGCAAAACGAAAGAGGAACCAAAGGUAUCAUUCGGGAUGCGAGUGUUUGGUAACGAUUUGAAAUAUGCAACUUUAAGAGGCGACGACGAAAUUCGAGCAGCUGUUGAAAGUUUCAACGUGUUAAACUACCUUAAACAAAUUUUGUCGGGGAAGGAAAUCAACUACAAACACUCGGGGAUGUUCCUGGACAUCAACUACGUAGUACCCAGCUGUACCGGUCUACCCCUGAGCUUAUCCGGACUGGGUACCGCAUCCGUCGACGUAAAACUAUUCGGUUCCUUGAAAGCGGCAGGCUUUUCCUCCAGAAAGGAAUUAGAUCUUGUCGCUAAUAUGGAGUCGGCAGCAUCUAUGGAGAUUUCAGCCGAAAUGUCGCUAAACGCUUUCUAUGCCGGCACGGGUAUCAAAUUAAAAACGAAUUUGUAUACCAGCAGCGCCGUUAGGGCCGACGUAAAAUUACGAGGGGCGAAAUUAGUCAGUAUUAAGUUCGGCAUGCCGAAGAAAAACGCCAAAUUAUUCGGAGCAAGGUCCGAGUUAUUGGUGAGGAAAACUAACGUGGAGCAGAAACAAAGAGGCCUAUCGGACUCAAAAACAUCCAAUUCAAUAUGUUCCUGGUCCGGGUUUUCUGAUGUUUUCGGACUUAAACUGUGUACCGAUUAUAGUUUCGUUAACGUAUCGAGAGUAUUGGACGCGCCAUACUUCUUAUUGGCAGGACCGGCUGAGUUUCAGUUGUAUAUUAACAAAUCGGAUCCCACAGCCGAUGUAUAUUUAUUCGAGUAUAAAUGGAGCCAAGCCAAAGAUGUAAAUAUGCUAUCGUUAACAUUCGAUACCCCCGGUUCCACCGUUAAAAGAUUGAUCCACGCUAAUUUUACAAUCGAUAGACAAACGCAGAAUUUAACGAUGUUGAUUCAGUCUUCUGCAGGCGAGAUGCUAGCUCGAGGGAUAUUUAAAAACAGCGAUGAAGAGAAAUUCUUACAGGUAGUGCUAGACAUCAAUAAUAAGAAGCACUUUGACGCCAGCAUUUCUUACGAACGACUUGUUAGGACGAACGGAUACAUUUACAAACCGAAGGUGUAUCUGGGUGUCAACGGGGAACGAGUCAUGGAACUGCAAGGAUCAAUCGAUUACAUAAGCAAAAAAGACAUUUCCCAAUACACUGUGGAUUUAAAGUUCCACACCAAAAGAUUAACUUCGAAGUUGUUCGGGUACAUAUCGAAAACCGAAUCGUCCAUAGGGGCGGAUUUGCACCUGGACUACCGAUUUCAACACACUAGGCAACACAGGGUGUCGUUGAAAUUUAGUCUGGCCAAUAGAUCGAGGAAAAAUAUCGCCAUCAUAAUCGGAACUUGCGAUGUCCGGUCUUCCGCUUAUCCGAACGUCAAUUUUAAUACGAACGUCACUUUCCAGAGGAGCGGCAGUCACAUGGAGUUUAAAAUAGGUUUAAUCCAAAAUCCGCUUCCAUUAAACGACCCGAAUUCCGAGUUGGAAAGCCUUAAAUUCGAUUUUAUAUUUUCCCAUAAAUCCUUUGCCGAUAGCAAGCAAACAAUUAGGGCCGCGGCCGAUAUUAAAAGGAAAUCUAGUAAUUUGGAUCUGAAAGGGAUGAUAUUGUACGAAAGUAUUAAUGCCGACGUAAACGUGGAGUGCGUUAUUAACUAUGGAAAUAAUAAACAAAUUUCCGCAACUGUAUUCUGGUCACACCCGCGCGCCACAUUGGAGGAGAUUAGGGCACAUGUUAACCUCACCCUCCCCACCUUCUCCCCUAUGCUUUUGAGCAUUGAAAUCAGCGAGAAAAUGAGCAGGGAUUAUAAAUUGAAUUUAAGUGGUACGUGGUUCAGUGGACACAGCGCCCAUGCGGUCGGUUAUUACAAAGACAAGACGAAUGCGGCAGCGUCCAACUACCACCUCAAGCUGUUCAUAACUUCACCAAAUUUCGAAGACGUAGACGCUGACUUGCAGUACUAUAGGGACAACGGAAUUCUAAAAGUCGAUUUCAAAGCAAUACACGACAAUAACGAUUAUCAAGUGUUUCUAAACCACAACACAACGGCGACAGACGAAACGGCAACCAAUGCUAAACUGAAGUACAAAACCAAGUUGUACACCCUCGACACGCUUGUUAAUACGGGAGAACAUAUCAAAGUUACGGCCGAACUACAUAUUGACCAGCUUCGAGAUAUAGACUUCUCCUUGUGGAUUUUCAACGAAGAAACCCAAAAGGCUCUCGGGUUUGACAUAAACUGGGACGCUAACCGCGAUCCCAAUCAGAAACUACUGGUCGGCACCAAUUUCACAAAAUCAGAUCAUUUGAAUUACAACGCUGAUUUUAUAGUCAGUUACCCCGGACGGACUAUUCUUGGCAAAUACGAAUUUCUCUUGCAAAAGGGCCAAAUUGAUAUGUUAGCCAGCGUUUCGUGGGACGACUCAAAAUCAUUCGCAAUCUCCUUAAACUCCGUUUACAAAUACGAAGAAGAAAUCUAUCUGGAGAUAUCGUGUAAACUAAACACUCCUUUAGAUCAGUGGAGAAAUACUCGACUAAACGCGGUGUUUGAGCAUUCGAAAAAUAAAUACAAUUUUAACGGUGUGCUUUUCUGGGAUGUCAGGCAACAAGUAGCUAUAGAUUUGUUCGGUGAUUAUUUUACCCGAGGGAAUAAAUUGGACUACAAGUACGCUUGUUCUGUUUCUAGUACCUUGGAUCGUAUACCCGAUUUGAACACUACCAUCAAACAUUCCCAGAAUGGAACAUACUUUAACACUAGCGUUUAUUUAAAGUACACCCCAGAAUUCUUAAUCGAUUUGGAUAGUGCUUGGGUACUAAACGAGAAUGAAAAUUAUUCAAAUUUAACCGGAACCGUUACCACCCAAACACCCUUCAAAGGUUUCCACCGAGGGGUGUUGGUGAGCAAAAUUUACUUCACCAGCGACAAAUAUUUGAGAGGCGUCGCCGAUUUAGACGUCGACCAUCAAAAACUGAUAGUCAACAUGGAGGGGAAGUUUAAAAGGCUGAUGGAUAGCAUGUUUGUUGCGAACGUAACGAGCCAAGAUGAAAUGUACCAAGCAAAAUUUAAGCUCUCUAAAGCAGAGAAACAUUUCGUUGCAUUACUGACGUACCCUACUGGGAAUAUGGGUAGCGAGAUUUUGCUUCAGAUAACAAAUCUGACUACGUUCGAUGCGAAAUUAUUCCUGGCGACCCCGCUAGAAUUUUUGGAGAAUUUGAUUAUUGUGGGUAAACUGCAACAAGGACAGGCAGACUUCCGCAUAGGCUGGAAUUCCUUAUUGUUAGGAUUCUCUGGGGUUUGGCAUUAUGCUAAUAUCAUCGACUUCGAAUACUCCUACAAGAUUUACACACCUAUAAAAGAUUUUGAGGAGAACGGCGUAGUCGGCAAACUCGUACUCAAAGUGGGCUUGGAUUUUGAAGUUUCACUCAAGUUAUCUCUUUAUAAGUUAGGGGUGAAACUAGUCGGUCAACCGAAGCGGAAGCCAUUAAAAGAAUUGGGAAUUAACGUCACAAGAGCAUAUUCAGCGAAAACGGUGACCAAGAAUCGAAACGAAGAUGCGGAUUUCCUUAGCUGGGAGGGUCUGAUUGAACUGGAUGUAAUAAUAUAUCCGACAGUAAAGGGGAAGCUGGAAAUCGAUCAGAACGGGCCAUCCUACGUUCUCCAGUCAAAAAUAAACCUUCCUCACGGAACUGCCACAAUUUUCGACGAGUUUGUUUACAUAGACGUUCUUACUAUGAGCAAUCAUUUAGAGAUUUCGACGCCCUAUAGUGUGUUCAAAACCGCAUCGUCCCUAUUUAGACUCAGCAUUAUCAACCAAAGGCAGUAUUCAUUCCGAAUAGGAUUUAACUACCAAAACGAAAGCAACCGGAUCGAUACCGAAUUAUUUGCCGAAUACAACGUAGAUCGCCGCGACAUCGACGAAAACACCCACAACGUAACUUUGGAAGUAAAGACCCCCUUUAGAGUGUUUCCGAAGUUAAAUUUGUUUGGAGCUUACGAAACUGAGGAGAAUUUUUAUCGCACCAGGCUAUUAUUCAACACAAAUAAGAGCGAUGUAUCUUUGGAUGCAACCACUGAGAUCGACGAGGACUGGUUAGGCCUCACCGCCGAUUUUUACGCAAAAACUCCGAUCAUAAGCUUGCCACAGUGUCAGCUUCGUUUUACAAAACUUAUGUCCUAUUCCGACAAUUACGUCGAAGUUCGUUUCAAAGUUCCGGAGAGAUUUAAAUCUGAAGUUUAUUUUCGGACGUCGUGGUUAAUUAAAAGUCUGAAACAGUUUCGGACCAUUUUGCAACUGGAGUCCCCGUUCGCUGGUUUAGAAAACACCACUGUCGGCGUAAACGUCCUAUCUUCUAGCAUUAAAACGACCCUCUGGGCUUUUGUUCAAGUAAAACCCCUUGAAAUUGAAGUGAAUUCCACGUUAGAGGAUAACGUCUUACACUGCGUUUCGUUAUUGCAAUUUAACGAGAAACGGAUUCCAAUAAACGUGCGUUGCAAAAUAACGUCGCCCUCUUCAGAUCGUCGCAAAUUUGACGGCACUUUAUCGCUGACCGAUAAAGUAUACAAAAUAAAUGGGAACUCGAGUAUAAUAGGUGGUUUGCCGGUGAAAGUUUUAAUCACUUUUACCCCAGAAGACAAUGGGCGCGCUUUAAGUUUUCAAUACUAUCUGAAAACAACUCUAAAUGACUAUGAAUUAAACGGAGAUAUACAUUACUCCGACAGUUUAACCCGUUUCACUGCACACGCAACGGCCAAUGAUAAAUAUAACUGGGAGUUUAAUUUGCAGGUUGAGCCGCCGAAUGCUACGCAAAAGUUGGCGGUACAUGCGGUGGCGGCAACUGUCGGGAACGGUGUCAGAUUGGACAUCGCAGGAAAGACUAAUAUACCGAAGCUGGAAAAUCCAAAAUGCGGCCUUAAUUUCAGUACAGGGGUAUCGUCGUUAAAGGCAUUCGGUUAUUUCCAAGUACCGUUGGCAAACGGAAGCGCCGAUAUCGAGAUUAUUUAUGUAGUUUUAGAAGAUAUGUUUUUGAAAGCGGUAGGACGAUUUGAAAACAGCGAAUACGGGAGUCAGUCCAGCGUAUUGGGAUAUUACAAAAAUCCGAAGAAAACUUUCCAGUAUCUCGACGCCGGAGGAGAUAUUAAGUUUGACAGAUUGUGGGGGACCUCGGCGAAUGUGUCGUUUUACCUGCCGCAAAAAAACAACGUUAGCUUGGAAGCGCAUUUGCAAAUUCCAAACGAUUUCGAAGAAACGCACAGUUUGUUCGGCAAACUGAAUUACGGUAGCGGUUUGAAGUUCAUCGAUUAUCUGGUUAAAUACAGAAGCACGUAUCCAGUCAGAAAGUACGGCACUUGGGCUAAGAUUUGUUUAGGGGACAAACGCAACGUAUCUGGGAAUGCCGUAAUUGAAUGGGACGGGAAGGAAUUCGAAAACGAUGCGAAUUUAAUGAAACAAAACAAAUCGAUGGAACUCAUUUACAAAUUGAAGACGCCGAAAUUCGCCGAUAAACAUCUUGUUGUGACGAAGUUACGUUAUGACUUAAAAGGCGACCACCACAACAUAACAUUUAAAACGUUCUAUCCCGAAGGCCGAUCGGUUGCCUAUGGAACUAUAGAUUAUGUCGAAAUAGCAAACAUGCACGGAACAUUCAACGUAACUAUUCCCUAUAAGGCCCUCAAUUUUACCGGAGUACACUUUAAAACGGAUACCGAUGACUACGUCUACAAUCGAUACGUUAAAGUAUUUUGGGACAAUGAUAAUGCACUUUUGGAUAGCAAGUGUGACAUUAAAACCGGAAACCUUAUUACAGAACGGAACUAUAAAGGGAGAUUAAUUGUUGAAUUACCAUUAACCACCAGGCAUUUCGGGAAUAUUAACUACGAAUAUGACAAAAAAGCCGAGCUAAGCACGGGAGAGGCCACGGUUGAUUAUAACGGCGAGAACGUCCUAGAAGGCAAGUAUAAUUGCCUGUCUAAAUCACGGGCGGGACUUCAUUCCGAUACGAUCCAUGUGGAGUUACUGAACAAGAUGGUCCCCAUCGGGGCCGACUAUGUUCGUCGACACGAAAACGUAACACUCCGUGAUGGCAACAGCGCGCCAACUGUGGAAAAACGUCAUGUACAUCUGUACCACUUGAAAAAUCAAUCAAAAUUCAACGUCACCGGAGAAUUGGACAUCACAACUUUUCCUACGGGUCAGGAGUUUAUCUUGUCGGCAACUCACCUAAACAGAACUGUCACGCUUUGGACAGAUUACGCAGUGCAAUCGAGAAAAUACAGCCAGCAUUCGAGAAUCGAACUUAGCCCAAGCGUUUGGGUAGAAUAUGAUUUGAGUUUAGUCAACAAGACUAUGGAUGACGUGUUUGACGCUCAGAUGGUUUUCAUUAAUAUAUCAUACCCCCGACGUAACUUUACCGCCGAAGGUUUCUACAAUCUGAGCGAUUCAAUUGUUUCAACUGACGUAUCACUCGUGUGGGACAAAGAUAACAAAACCGUUCGAGCGACUUUGGACUGGAGGCGAAUCUCACCCCAUCGGGAACAGUUAGAGUUACUGUUGAAGCAUCCUUCCUUUGAAAGGGACGUUUCGUUUGUGAGCGGAUACGGCUAUAGUAACUCUUCAUUAGACGGCGAGCUGGUAAUAGAGUAUUCAACGGAUCCCUACCGGCGAGUCAGCCUUGGCGUUAGGGCGGAUGAUAAAUCAGAGCGGCAAACUUAUAAUUAUACAUACAAUAUUUGGGCCGAACACAACGCUACGAAUUUAUAUUUGAAUUGCUUCGGACAUGUUUACUGGAGCCCUACUAAAUGCGGUACCGUUCACAUUGCCGAUUACAAAAGGUCCUACUUGCCUUUGUCGGAAGCGGAAACACUGGCCGUUUUGGAUUUCGAUCUCAACGAUGUCAAGUUAAAGAAAAACAAUACCCUCACGGGAUUGUCCUACUUCUGGGGCAGAUAUAGCGGCGAUUUUCCCGUUUAUUCGGCAAACAUGACAACAAUAGACGGAACGAACCACACGUCGGGGAAAUUUCACCUUCAUUUCACAGAGAAGCUGCUUUAUUUGGACGUCAACAUGACCGAAGACGGUAGCCAAAGUUUGCACACCUAUGGUAUAAUACCUGACGCCAGAAGUGCCCGAUUUGAUAUUUGGCGCGAUUACGAAGACAAGAGGUUGACUGACGUGUCUUAUUAUCUCAAACUCAAUCACUCAAGAUUAAUAAUGUCCAGUUUACGAUGGAGACCGGAACUGAUAAGCGAUGUACAGAACGGUAUACGUUCAAAAGCGAUGCAACUUUAUUACGAAACCCUGGAAGAAAUAAACAACACAAGGCAGUACAUAAAGGCCGAAUCUCUGGACGCUUUAGAUGGAAUUUGGCAGGACGCAAAACCUAUUGUCCGGCAUUAUUUGGAUGAUCUAAGAAAUCUGACUGUAAUUGAGGAAGACGUACAAUAUUUGAAAGCUUUCAUGAACAAGUCGUAUCAGGCGAACGAGUUUUACGUAAAGGAUAUCUGCACCGUUGUCCUGACAUUGUUCGACGAACUAUCGUUGAAAUCGCAUUUGCAAUCGCUACCGAAAAUACUCCAGGAAUUGUGGCAGGUCAUGGGCCAGUCGGGACAGAAUAUCCGCAAAAGCAUCAACUUCGUAAUUGACAAGAUCAAGUUGUAUUACGCGCACGCUACGCAAUUUGUCCACGACUUAAUAAACGGCGAUCCCGUCAAACAUAUAUCGAAAAUUCUGGAAAAACUCGUCGAUAGGUACGACGCCUUCAUUAAAAAUGUACACGUGUCUGCGUUGCAAUACAUGGAAAGGCUCUGGUCCGAAACGUACGGUUUGAUUGUUAAAAACUGGCAUGAAAUACUUGCCGCUCUGGAACCCACUUUCAUCAAGUUCGCUCAUUAUAUCGAAACGAUUGUUUGGUCUACUGGAAAGGAGUUUCUAGAUUUCCUUUACAUUCGAAAGAACAAAAUUAUCGAGUCGGCAUACUUUAUGGAAUUCACGAAGUUCUCGAAAGAUGUCGAUAGAUUCUACAAAGAUAUCACAGGAAAUAACACCGUGGAAGCCAUUUAUAAAUACAGCAGUAUCGCCUGGAAUUUUUUGAACGAGAAGUACAUCAAUCAUAUUCCAUUUGGAAAAGAACUGGAAGCCGUCGUAAUGGAGAUCUGGGCCGAGUUAAAGCAACUGGGUGACAUCCCAUCUAUUAAAUAUUUAACGGAGAAAUACCAUAAUACCGCAGACAUUGUUAAAUAUUACUAUAAAUAUUUCCAAGUCGAGUAUCGAGUUCACAAGCUCAUUCGGUUUAUUUAUAGAAAAUUGUCGGAAAUGACUAUAAAGGCACUCGAAUUUGAAAACAGGCAAAGGGAAGCCAAAACCAAGUUUGUAUACGACCCCAACGAAGGAGUUAUGUUGAUGGAACAAAAACUUCCGAUGUCAUGGCACGCGUUCAAUGAAACGCCAAAAUUUCAGGAAAUACCCGAAAUUAAGAUAUUUUACGACGUAUAUAACUACUUAGCGACAUCGCAGGCGUCGUUUUGGAGCUUUUAUUACGACUAUAAGCCGUACACCAACCCGUCAGAAUGGCUGCCUCCUUUCAAAGGCCACGCGAUGCUGAUGGGAUCCAGGCAUUAUGUUACAUUCGACAAAAAGUAUUACGAAUUCAGCAGCGGCAGUUGCACUUAUUUACUGACUGCCGAUUUUGCAGUGCGUAAUUUUACUUUGUUGGUUUCGUACGACGACUCUUCAGGAUCUACCAACCGUCUCACGCUGCUGAUGAACAAAACCCUAGUAAACAUUGACUUAUUUAAAGACACGGUGACGAUCGAUAGUUCGGGAAAACAGCCGCUACCGUUCCAAAUCGGCGAAAAUCGUUUGUAUAGAGACGCAGACAUCCUCAGAGUCGAAAGUAAUUCCGAAUUCCUGCUUGAAUGCAAUAUGAAGUUUCAAAUAUGCAUAUUUGAGAUAUCAGGUUGGCACUUCGCAAGAACAGCCGGUUUAUGGGGCACUUACAAUAACGAACCGUUCGACGACCUUUUGGACUCAAAGCUGACUAUCUACAACGCAUCCGACGCAGCAAAAUUCGCAGAAAGUUGGUCAUUGGACGACAAUAAUUGCGGAACCAUCAGCAUCGACAAAGAUCAGCAGCGAGCCACUUCCAAAGAAGUCUCUUCCCUUUGUCACCAAUUCUUCUCCAGUAAGUUAUCGGAUCUCAGCUUGUGCUUCCCGAGAGUCCCAAAGGAACCCUUCAUGGACGCCUGCAUCAGUAGCGUCGAUGCUUUGGGAGCUUGUCGAUCGGCAGUGGGUUACAUCGAGAUGUGUGCGAGGGAGAACACACCAAUUCGUAUUCCCGAUUCGUGCGUUAGCUGCAACCUUCACAACGGUACCGAAAUACGAGAGGGCGAUUUCAUUCGUUUUGAGGGUAGCGGCGUACUUCGAAAGGCCGAUAUUGUUUUUAUCGUCGAAGCCAAGCCGUGCAAUAAAGACCUCAAACUUCGUAAAAAUUUUAAUACGGUUUUAGAUGCGAUAAACCAGGAACUUGUCGCUUUAAACGUAACUGACAAUAGAUACGCGGUUGUAGUUUUCGGCGGAAACGGGGUUUAUGACGAACCCAGGAGUGUCGUUUUGAAUUCAAGGACUUUUACCGACUUCGAUUCCAUUUCCGAAUAUUUCGACCACAUUCCCGUUGGCAAUGGAAAUGCCGACAUAUACAACGCAAUCAUAUUUGCCAAUAAGUUGAUGUUUAGGGCCGGUGUAUCCAGAAAUUUCAUAUUACUGCCGUGUUCCGACUGUCAGGAGUACAAUACAGAGUACGAUUAUUCGGUAGUUCAUCAAAUCCUGUUUGAAAAUUCGGUCGCAUUGCACAUCUUAAUGAACGAUUCGUUCGUAACGCAAGAUGGCGAAGUCAGAAAACGGGACAGCAAGACACCGUUUGGGGUCGAUCUGACCACCGCGUAUACUAAGAAGGAUACGAGAAAACUGGACGGGGAUCAAGUGUUGAGAGAUUCAAUCAACCUCCCCAAAUCAACGCUGGGACUAUGUUUUUCUCUUGCUCUUGAGACAAACGGUACUGUAUUUAGCGCGAAGCAUCUCGAAAAUUUGAAAAUUGCAAGAAAGUUCGCAACGGUGUUCGGAAAAAGAUUGGCCCUGUCAGCUAUUCCAAAAGACUGCACCGACUGUGAAUGUACCGCCCAUAACACGGGGGUGUCGUAUAUGGAAUGUUACCCUUGCACUUACCCGAGGUCGAUGAUGGAACGCCAUAACUACAACGAAGAAGACGAUCUCUGAGUAGAAAUGCCGAUCGACCAUGUUAUAUUUAUUGUAAAUAGUUUAUUAAGAAUAAAUAAAAUUACUUAAGUUAGCUGAAUUGUGAAUUACAACUUUUUAAUAAAUACGAG
Messenger RNA from Cylas formicarius (sweet potato weevil), 12682 nucleotides. It is a transcript of the gene Apoltp, whose product is annotated as apolipophorins. The transcript has 56 exons. Gene Ontology annotation, molecular function: lipid carrier activity. The coding region runs from base 84 to 12572 and encodes 4162 amino acids. The record is from RefSeq and is a predicted model, not a curated record. Gene Ontology annotation, biological process: lipid transport. Lineage: Eukaryota; Metazoa; Arthropoda; Insecta; Coleoptera; Brentidae.